This is a messenger RNA of Penaeus indicus, 1575 nucleotides long. RefSeq names its product AP-4 complex subunit mu-1-like. The record is from RefSeq and is a predicted model, not a curated record. The transcript is spliced from 9 exons. Gene Ontology annotation, biological process: protein targeting; Golgi to lysosome transport; intracellular protein transport. Gene Ontology annotation, cellular component: clathrin adaptor complex; trans-Golgi network; cytoplasmic vesicle. Bases 89 to 1396 code for a protein of 435 amino acids. Lineage: Eukaryota; Metazoa; Arthropoda; Malacostraca; Decapoda; Penaeidae.
CUUUACGUAGCAUCUGCGAAGUUCCUUUUCGCCCUUUAUUCAUGGUGAUCAUCAACAAUUGACAAGUCUGUCGCCCCAAAGUGCCAAAAUGCUGAAGGCUUUCUCUAUAUCCAACAAGCGAGGAGAAAUUCUCUUUAUCUCAACUUUUGAGCCCAGUGUGACCAAAGAUGCCUUCUACCCAUUCCUGUCAGAGAUCUCAUCAUCUCCACACGGAGAUCCCCCUCCUGCCUUUACAAAAGACGAACACAACUAUGUGUAUAUUUUCCGGGAUGACCUUUACUGGGCUUGCAUCAUGGGCAGUGGGAGACUGACCAAGCAGUGUGGACAUAUGCUCAUAACUGACAGUUUGUGCCAACUUCAUCGAGUAUGUUCUACCCUGUGUGGGACAAUAACACAGCACAGUAUCACAUCUAAUUUAACACUCAUUGCUGAAGUAGUACAGGAAACUAUGAAUGGAGGGUUUCUACAAAUGCAGGCAGCAGAUAAACUACAGUCACACAUUUACAGUAGUGUUGUGACUGCCAAAGAGAGUUCUGUCAUGACAGCAGCACCUGGACUGUUUGGCAUGGAGAAGUCUGCUCCUUGUACUGCUGCACAACAGUCAGCUUUGGCAGUAGAUAAUAGUAAAAGGGAGCUUUAUGUGGAUGUUGUCGAAAAGGUUUGGGCUUCCGUAGCAUCAAAUGGGACAGUGAUUCGUGCAGAAGUGACAGGAUCUAUAAUAGCCCGCUGCUUUCUUGCAGGAAACCCUUUGCUUACCAUCACCCUAAACUCUCCUCUUUGUACAACACCAUUAGAAGGAUUCAGCACUGGAGCCAGGAUGUCAGAGGUAGAAUUUGGCACUGGAGUAGAGGUAGCUGGUGGAGAAACAGGUCGUCAGCUGAGCGUGAUAACAUCCCCAGGACACGAAGUGACUAUAGCUCGCUACACUGUGUCCCCAGACCACCCGCACCUCCUGCCCUUCAAUCUUGCUGCAUCAUUUCAUAGUCUAACCGCAAGUGACUGUGAGCUCAGAUUAAAGUUAACAAGCAAUACGGGAAUGGGUACUCUUGCACCCCAAGUGACUUUCCGGGCAGCUGCACCCCCAACCACUGCAGCAAUCAUGUCCAGGACUUCAGGCCCAAAAGACCAAAAUAUCAAGUUCUCCCCAGAAGAUAAGACUAUUACAUGGACAAUAUCACAGUUUCCAGGCGGCAGCUAUGCACAAGCUUUCAUAAGGAUGGUGGAUGCAGGUGGUAAUGCUACCAUAGAUUCAGGGGAACUGGACUUCGAGGUAUCCCGUUGGGUGUGUUCAGGAAUCAGAGUCGAAAGAGUGAAGUUGAAUCCAGCCUUAAACAGUGUCAGUAAAUGGGUACGAUAUCUCACUACCUCAGACAGUGUUAGUAUCCGCCUAAGUUAGUUUUCAAAUCUGUGCAUUGAGUGUCAUAUUUUAAGCUCUUCAUUUUGUAUGUAAUGUUGACAGUAUUUGAUUGUUGUUUUUCAAUGGCUGGAGAUUCAGGAUCAUAAAAGUGUGUAAUUAUUGUGUAAAUGUGUAUUGUAAAUGAAAUUUGAAGAUAAAAGUGUGCUCUAUAUCAAGAA